This is a messenger RNA of Nicotiana tabacum (common tobacco), 2357 nucleotides long. Its product is annotated as glycine-rich domain-containing protein 1-like. The record is from RefSeq and is a predicted model, not a curated record. NCBI's taxonomy places the organism in Eukaryota, Viridiplantae, Streptophyta, Magnoliopsida, Solanales, Solanaceae.
GAUCAUCCAAAUUGCUCAGUAAAACAUCUUGCAUUUCCAAAUUCCACAUCACAAAAGACGUGAAACUUUAGUAACAAAAUUACGAACUCGCCAUCUCCGGUGGAGUUCUCCGGCGAUCGUCGUCUCUUCCGUUUUCCGGUCAAAUGGAUAUUAGCGAAGAAAGAAUGGAGAUGGAGCAACAGUUUGAGUGGAAUGAAGCACAGAAGAUUGUGAUAAAUGUGGACCUUGUUGCUGCAGCUAAAGAGCAGCUCAACUUUCUUGCCACCGUUGAUAGGAACCGUUGGCUGUAUGAAGGACGUGGUCUGGAUAAGGCCAUUCAUAGGUACUACUCAUGUUGGCUACCGCUGUUGGCAAAACACUCUGAGUCCCCCUUCUUUGAAGGACCUUUGGUUGUUCCUUUGGAUUGUGAAUGGAUUUGGCAUUGUCACAGGCUCAAUCCUGUUAGAUACAAGACUGACUGCAAGAAAUUAUAUGGGAGAAUUCUUGACAACCAUGAUGUUGUAUCUUCUGUGAAAGCGGAAUCAAAACAGGAUACUGAAGAGCUCUGGCAACAUUUUUAUCCAAAUGAACCUUAUGAUUUGGACUCAGAAAGAGCUCUUUUUGAAGAUAUCCAUGUGAAACCUAUACAGGUUGAACAAUGCAAUGAUUAUGAUCUAGUCUCUGCUGUUAAGAGGCAAUGCCCUUUUUUCUACCAGGUGUCUAGACCACACAUGAACAAUGAUCUCUAUCUUGAAGGUGCUGUGGCUCGAUACAAGGGCUUCUUACAUCUGAUCCGGAGAAACAAAGAAAGAUCGAUUAAGAGCUUUACUGUUCCAACUUAUGACAUAGACCUUAUCUGGCACACUCACCAGUUACAUCCUGCUUCUUAUAGCAAAGACCUUGUUGUCAUUAUGGGUAAGGUGUUAGAACAUGAUGAUACUGACUCAGACCGAACGAAAGGGAAAAAGUUGGAUACAGGGUUUUCUCGAACUACAAAACAGUGGGAGGAAACAUAUGGUUCAAGAUAUUGGAGGGCAGGUGCAAUGUAUAGAGGAAGUGCACCAUCUCCUCUUAGGAAUACUCAUUUCUUCUCCAGCACAGUAAGCAAGAAGGAAGAUACUUUGCCCGAGCACCAAAAGAUAAUGCAUUAUCCUGGGAUGGAAGCUGUGGAAGUUAUGUUAGAGUUUGUAGAUAUCAGAAACUUACCAGAAGGGCGCAAGGGAAGCUUCUUCAUCUCAUUUAGCAAAACUCAGCCUGAUAAAAUAUUCAAUGCAAAGAGGAAACGUACUAUUUUGUCUAUCAGUGGGGAAAAACAGGUUGCUACUUUCCAGUGUGAACCUAAUGGUCAUCUUCUUCUUGAUCUCAUGUCCUACUCAUCUUCUGGUUUGCCUAUUCUAAAUUCUGUGAAACCUAUGGGUUCUGCUAAAGUCUCUUUAGAAGAUUUAAUUUGCCCAACUUCAAAACUUACAAUGGAAAAAUGGGUGGAAGUUGUUCCAAACUCUAAAAUGGAAACACUAAAGCCAAUCUAUUUACGAGUAGCAAUCUCAGUUACAACGCCUAUGGCAGCACCAUAUGUCUUUCACUUUGUUCGUUCUCGAGCAUUCUCCAAAACUUCUUGCUUUUUCCCUCUUCCUGGGAGGAUUCAGUAUGCUAAGAAUUGGACUGGUGUCAUCGAUGAUGCUGGUGAUGAGGUCAUUAGCCUGCAAAUGAGGGACUCGACGAAAUCAAAGGGGAAAAAUGAUUCUACAUUGCAGAAGGACGUAAUUGGCAUAAGCAAGUCUGGCGAGGUACAUUCUCUUGCUGAGUUAGUAGGGAAAGAGUGGUUGCUGCUAGAUGCUCAGUGGUCCCUUCAACUACAAAAAUCCAGCAGUGAUGAUGGCCACCUUUUGGAGUUGGUUGGUCACAGGAAUGUGAAAUUCUUCCCUGGUCAGAAGCUGGAUUAUGAGCACAAGCCUUGCACAAAGCAAAGGAGUCCUGAUGAUUUUUUAACAGCUAUAGAGUUCUCUGCACAGGACCCUUAUGGAAAGGCAUUGGCAUUGAUUGACUUGAAAUUUGGAGUUAUCCAUGUAAAAGAGGAGUGGUUCCUAUUGCCUGGUUCUAUAACAGCUUUUGUACUUUGUGAUACUUUGAGGAAGGAAGGGUAUAGUAGCCUGGUAGGCAGUGCCAAACAUUCCAAAGAGAUUGAUUUUUCAACUCAAGAAACUGACAUGAGCCAUGAAGAAGGCAACAAAGCUAAUCUGAAAUCUGAGGCAGAGAAGGGAAUGCCGUUGGACCUGGAGGCUACCAAAGGAAACAUUGCAGCACCAGCAAAAGGAGCUAUAAGUGGAGGCUGCGGCAGUGGUUGUGGUAGUGGUUGCGGUAGUGUUAUGAGGAGUGGG